AUGGCAAAAUCUCCCAAUGUCGAAUCCUUGGAGCGCGAUGGCUUCGUUGUCAUCAGGUCCGCCUUGACACCCGGGGAGAUCGAGAAACUGCGCGACGCCUGCCAACGGGUAACUGCCCUCGCUCGACAAGGCCAGUGGCCGCACGUACGCACGCUCCCGAAGCAAUUUCCCCCUUGGAACGUCAAAGAAGGCCAGAACCCAGCCGAGGCAGGCAUCUGGGGCGUUCAAGGCCUUAUGCAUCCAGCGAUGCUCGAGCACGACUUGUUCACCGCCACCUACUUCUCCGACGCUCUCAUCAACCCCACCAAGGAACUGCUACAGUGUGGAGACGAUGAGCUCGUGAUGGAGCUCUUCAACCUGCUCGUCCGCCCCGACCACGACUUUGAACUCCGCUGGCACCGCGACGACAUUUCCGAGAAGGCCACUCCCGAGGAGGAGCUCGAACGUCUUGCUAAGCCGGCAUGGCAUACACAGUGGAACCUCGCCUUGUACGACGACAGCAGUCUCAUAGUCGUCCCGGGUUCCCACAGACGGGCGCGGACAGCUACCGAGCGUGCCGCCGACCCGUACGAGAAAGGUCUCCCUGGCGAACUGCACGUGCAGAUGGGCCCUGGUGAUGUCGUCUUCUACAAUAACAACAUCCUGCACCGCGGGGCGUACAAUAGCGAGAAGGAACGCAUGACUUUGCACGGAAGUGUCGGCCACUCCAACGGUGGCAGUCUCCGCGCGAGGAAUGUCCUACAGCAUGGACUGCGCGAGUGGAUCGAUCAAUGCGAUUUCUCCAAGAUGCCGGACUUGGAGCGCGGUCGUGCAGAAGGAAUGCGGCGGCGAUUGAUUGAGUUGGCGAACAAGUCUGGCGAUGUGGGAUAUUCGCUGGAGGGUUGA
Molecule: messenger RNA, 885 nt
Organism: Exophiala spinifera
Lineage: Eukaryota; Fungi; Ascomycota; Eurotiomycetes; Chaetothyriales; Herpotrichiellaceae
Exons: 1
Coding region: 1-885 (294 amino acids)
Source: RefSeq, a predicted model, not a curated record